Knipowitschia caucasica is the source of this 2775-nucleotide messenger RNA. NCBI's taxonomy places the organism in Eukaryota, Metazoa, Chordata, Actinopteri, Gobiiformes, Gobiidae. The record is from the annotation of a GenBank genome assembly.
AUGUCCGGGAUAGCUGCAAGUGGACUCUUGUUUGCAGCCUACAAAUUUGGUUUACUUUAUCAGUUGUUCCAUAAGACAGAAAUCAAAAGUCCACGGCAUGGUGGUGAGAGUGUGGCUGAGGUCCUACGUGCUCAUGGCAUAAAGUUUGUCUUUACCCUGGUUGGAGGACACAUUUCUCCCAUCCUGGUGGCCUGUGAAAAAAUGGGUAUUCGUAUUGUUGACACUAGACAUGAAGCGACUGCAGUCUUUGCUGCUGAUGCUGUUGCAAGGCUUUCAGGAACUAUUGGUGUGGCAGCAGUGACAGCAGGACCAGGGCUCACAAACACUGUCACUGCUGUAAAGAACGCACAAAUGGCUGAAUCCCCAUUGCUGCUCAUGGGGGGAGCUGCUGGCACACUUCUUCAGGGUAGAGGCUCACUACAAGAUAUCGAUCAGAUGUCAUUAUUUAAGCCUCUGUGUAAAUUCUGUGCUUCUGUGAGAACGGUGAGGGAGAUUGUGCCCACUGUCAGAAAAGCCCUGGCUAUUGCUCAGUCAGGAACUCCUGGCCCGGUUUUUAUAGAGUUUCCCAUUGACACACUGUACCCUUACCACAUAGUGUCUAAAGAGUUUGGUGUUAAAAACCCACCAAAGGGCCUCAUGGGUAAAUUUGUUUCCUGGUACCUCAAUAAUCACCUCAUGAACCUCUUUUCUGGAGCAUGGGAACCAAGAGCUGUCUCUCCUCUUCCUGUAAAUAUUCCACACGCUACAGAUAAUCAGGUCCAGAGAUGCAUAGAGCUAGUUAGUAGGGCAAAAAGGCCAGUUAUUCUGCUUGGAAGCCAAGCAACACUUCCUCCAACACCAGCAGAUAACAUCAGAAAAGCGCUAGAGGACUUGGGCAUACCUUGCUUCCUGGGCGGUAUGUCCCGUGGCAUGUUGGGUAAAGACAGUCCUAUCCACAUCAGACAAAACAGACGUGAUGCUCUGAAAGAGGCAGACCUGGUGCUUUUAGCAGGUACUGUGUGUGACUUCCGCUUGAGCUAUGGCCGAGUUCUGAACAGACGUAGUAAAAUCAUCGCUGUCAACAGAGAUAAAACGCAGCUGCUAAAAAACUCUGAUAUGUUUUGGAAACCCACUAUUGCUAUUCAAGGGGAUGCUGGUUCAUUUUUGGUGAAUCUUUCCAAAGGCCUUAAAGGUCAUCGCUGCCCUGUGGAAUGGCCUCAAAGCCUUAAGUCUGGUGACACAACAAAAGAGAAGGCUAACAAAACCAAGGCAGAGGAGAAGACCGACCACCACUUGAAUCCAUUAAAGGUUCUCCACUGUAUAGAUGAGCUGAUGCUGGAGGACAGUAUCAUUGUUGCUGACGGAGGAGAUUUUGUGGGAAGUGCUGCUUACAUUCUGAGACCAAGAGGACCCUUGCGCUGGCUUGAUCCAGGAGCAUUUGGGACUUUGGGAGUUGGAGGAGGAUUUGCUUUGGGAGCAAAGCUUUGCCGGCCUGAUUCUGAGGUAUGGAUUAUCUAUGGGGAUGGGUCUUUGGGUUACAGUGUGGCAGAGAUUGACACAUUCACUAGACACAAGACUCCAGUUAUUGCAGUGGUGGGAAAUGAUGCCUGUUGGAGUCAGAUUUCGAGAGAGCAAGUUCCCAUGCUUGGUAGCAAUGUAGCAUGUGGUCUAGCAUUUUCAGACUAUCACAUUGUGGCGGAUGGUUAUGGAGGCAAGGGCUAUUGUGUUGGACGUGAAGAUGAAGAGAAACUGACCAAAACUGAGAAGCGAUCAGCUGCUGAUUCUCAAGAUGCAGACUCUAAUGCAAAGAAGCCCAGGAAACUUCUUCCCAGCCUGAAGACCAAGCGUGCCCCUGAGCUGGUGCUGGUGAUCGGGACAGGGGUGAGCUCUGCGGUGGCCCCUCAGGUCCCAGCUUUGCGAUCGUGGAAGGGCCUUAUACAAGCACUGUUGGACGCAGCCAAUGACUUCGACCUGCUGGAGGAAGAGGAGAGCCGGCGCUUUCAGAAGCACAUGCAGGAGGACAAAAAUCUGGUGCAUGUGGCCCAUGACCUCAUUCAGAAACUUUCUCCGAGAACAGGUAACGUACGAUCCACGUUCUUCAAAGACUGCCUGUAUGAAGUCUUUGAUGACUUGGAGUGCAAAAUGGAGCAUGCUGGGAAACACCUCCUGCGCUCUGUGCUGCAGCUGAUGGAGAGUGGUGCACUUGUCCUUACCACAAACUUCGAUAAUCUCCUAGAGAUCUACGCCGCUCACCAGGGCACCAAACUGGAGUCUCUGGAUCUCACAGAUGAGAAGAAGGUCUUGGAGUGGGCUCAGGAGAAACGAAGAUUGAGUGUUUUACAUAUCCAUGGCGUGUACACAAACCCCAGUGGCAUCGUGCUGCACCCUGCUGGCUACCAGAAUGUCCUACGAAACACAGAGGUUAUGCGUGAAAUCCAGAAGUUGUAUGAGACAAAAUCCUUUGUAUUCCUGGGAUGUGGAAGGACAGUGGACGACACUACAUUUCAGGCUCUUUUUUUGGAGGCUGUCAAACACAAGUCGGAUUUGGAGCACUUCAUGCUGGUGAGGCGAGAGGAUGUCGGAGAGUUUAAAAAACUACGGGACAACAUGUUGGACAAGGGAAUCAAGGUCAUCUCGUAUGGAGACGAAUACGCUGAUCUACCAGAGUACUUUGAAAGGCUGGCCAAUGAGAUCUGCAACCGGGAUGUAGCCACCAACGGCUGGGGCUCUCCAUCGCACAACGAGGAGGAGCUACAGAACGGCAUCAGCACUCAGAAAAACCUCUUUCAAGGUUAG